AGCAUUAUUGUUUUAUUUUUCAAUUUUUUUUAUAGAUAUUACAAUAAUACCUUUAUUAUGAAUUGUUUUAGCUACAGUAAUCAGAUGGUCAAAAUCUGAUACUGUGACAGGCCUUAUGUCCUUGAAAAUAUUAUUGGGAAGUAAAAUGUUAUGAAAUAAGUGACAGAAUUUGGUCAAUUUGUCAGUGAAGGAAUCGGAUUACCUUGGUUUUAAAACUUUCUCAGAUUUUCAUUUUAUGGAGUCUCAGAUUAUGUCACUACCUUUCACUUUGAUCACUGCUGAUAUAAUCACAAAUGACCUGUCGUCUUGACGGAUAUUCUUUCAGAUUUCCAACAAAAAUCAAAAUAUCACCUCAUGCCGACAAAAUAAGUAAAGAAUAAUUUCUGUUACAGAUUAUAGCUCAUGUGUUAACCGAGGCAAAUGUGUAAACCUUUGUUGGAAACGUCAAACUGUGUCUGAGUCACAGAAGUUUCUGCAGAGGUCAAGUGAGGAGGAGUUAAAUGAAGACAUGUAAAGUCAAAGAGUAAUGGGCUAAUAAUGGAGAAAAGAAAAGUCAGAAUGCAUUUAAUUCAAAACAUCUAUAUUUGGAAGCUUUUGUCAUCCAUGUUUUAUGUAUUUUAAUUGCAUCAUUUACUUGAUAUUGAUGGGAUUUUACUCUAAUUGUAUGUAAUUAGAUAUUAUAGGAUAUGCACGGCUUUUUCCCACUGCAACUGUGUUCAGAGGUUGUGCUGUAGUUUUGAGUAUUUAUUGGUUUGUUAAUAUCAUAUGUGGCUAGGUGUCUACCAUUAAAUUUUCACUAACUUGUUAUUACUCUUUAUUUCAUUUUUUCCCCAUUUGCUUAUUAUAUUUCAACUCACCACAGUGUUAAAACCAUAGUGAGAAUUAUAAUCUACAUUAUAUUCUUUUACAGAAUAACGUUUCCUUUAAGAAUGGUGCAGUGCUUUUAGAUUCUCAGCUCCAUCUGACAGUGGCAGCAGUGUCAUAACACAAAAAUUAUCUACAGGACGUACAGCCACCAGAUGGAGCUCUGAUUCACAUUAUAAAAGCUUAAAGAAGUCCUUGUUUGGGUUUGAUUUCCCUCGUUUGCCUUUUAUGUGGCCUUUUCAAAAUUAACACGUUUGUGUGCAGAAUAACAAAAAGUUUAUUUCCUCCACUUGCUGAGAUAUCGGAUCAAAUGACAUACUGUUAAUGAGUUACUUAAAAUGCUGCUAUUUUAGGUUUAUGAGGAACCACUCUUGUUGGGUAAUAAUCACAGGUGGCAGUGCAACAUUCACUGUGUAUCAGACUGUUUUCCUGACUCGUAAAUAAAGUCAAAGACAUGAUUUAAUUGAAAUGUAUACAGAGUGGAUUAACACGAUUACCUAUAAAAUAAAUGUAACUCUUAAGUUAUGAUACUUAGCAACUGAAAUUUGUCUUUUCAGUGACUUGAUCAAGAGCAGGGAUGGUGGCCAUCGUAGAUGUCAUUCCAGCCACCCUUUGAUCACAGCUCACAGUAACAUUUUUUAUUAAAUCUGUCAGAAAGAGGCUGGUUCACCACUCACAUGUUCCAUUUUAACACUAUAAUUUGUGUAAUGGAUGAACAAAAUAACAACGUAUCAUUGGGUCAUCCUACAGCCAUACAGCGGUGAAAUGCUUAAAGAUGCAUUGCUAGUUAAUUCAAAUGGUUAGACCACUGAUAACAUUAUUUUUUUUACAGGUUAAUACAUUAAUUCAUUUCACAAUAUCAGUUAUCAGCAUAAUUUUUAAACAUGAUUACUGUUGCCAUCACACUUUCUACAUUCAGGAGUUUCAGCCUUCGUCAUCUAUGACUGUAAGUUACAGUGACGUGUACUGGUUGAGGGAGUGGAAGUCAUCGCAAUAGACCAUUGGCCACUUGUUGAUGUUUAAGGCCAAACUCCUCCCUACAGAAUAUAACAGUCCACAACACAUUAACUAUCAAUCACAGCCUAUCCAUUGAACUUACUUGUGCAGAGCCUGGCUACAUUUUCAGCAAGUCUUACUAGCCAAGGAACUAUUAAUCAAUUUUAGGUCUCACCAGCCUAUUUGGUCGUCACACAGCAGUGUGGAGGAGUCCUCUCUGCAGUACGAGCAGCAUGUUUCAGGAGAUCCUGGCCUUUAUUUUAGCCACUUCUGGGUGGGUGCUGGUGUCUUCCACCUUGCCGACGGACUACUGGAAGGUGUCUUCAAAUGAUGGAACAGUUAUCACCACAGCUACCUACUGGUCCAAUCUGUGGAAGACGUGUGUCACUGAUUCAACUGGAAUAUCUAACUGCAAAGACUUUCCCUCAAUGCUGGCACUGGAUGGUUAUAUCCAAGCCUGCAGGGGACUGAUGAUCGCAGCUGUCUGUCUAGGGUUUUUUGGUUCUAUAUUUGCUCUUGUUGGAAUGAAAUGCACUAAAAUUGGAGGAACAGACAAAAAUAAAGCCAGGAUUGCCUGCUUUGCUGGUGUAAAUUUCGUUCUCAGUGGCAUCUGCUCACUCUCAGCUUGCUCCCUGUAUGCACAUCGGAUAACAUCAGAGUUUUUUGACCCGAUGUUUGUGGAACAGAAGUAUGAACUGGGAGCUGCUCUCUUUAUCGGCUGGGGAGGUUCUAUCCUCUGUAUCCUCGGAGGCAGCAUACUCUGCUUCUCCAUCGCAGGUUCUUUUACCAAAAGCCACAGUCAGACAAACUAUAUUUACAAAGGGGCUGCUGUCUCACAUUCUCAUAUCUCCUCCUAUCCAAGAGGGCAGGCAAAGUCUGUAAACCAACUCCCGCCUCCAGACUACAACAACUCCUCCAGGAUGCAUCACUUUGAUAAGAAUGCAUAUGUGUGAGGGAUGUGAAUAUAAAACACCUUUAGUGAAAGCCACUAGUGAGCCUUUAAAGAUACUCUGUAUACAUUCUAAUAAAUGUACGACAAACAGCACACUGGUUUUUGUCCAGCAGCAGCAGAACUAGCUGAUUGUUGAUCUGUAGCUCCACAGGAAUUACAUUUAUGAUAUUUCAGGUGGUUCUUCCAGGGGUACAAAUUUAAAGUUAUGUGAUACAGUUUACACUCUGAUCUUGGAUAAUUUAGGCUAUAUUUUCUCUAUCUGACAUUUCUACAUACGUAUUACUGUGCACUGAAUGUUAGGAUCAUGUAUAUAUCAUAAGUGAACAGCAAGCUAAUCUAAUCUAAAGUUUUGCAAAAUUUUCUAUUUUUUCAGAUGUCAGUGUGUAAUAUUUUGUAAGACCUUUUCUUUACUGGUUUGUGCGUUUAACUGUAAGCUACCUGCACAUGUUGUUAAUCUGUAAUGACAAUAUUUAAAACUGUGUCAAACACAGAUUGUCUUGUUUUCCAUGACAUAACCAUUAACUAUGAUUCUGUAAUAAGCAAACGAAGAAGGUAAAAAAGGGAUGCAUCCCACAG
Molecule: messenger RNA, 3388 nt
Organism: Scatophagus argus
Lineage: Eukaryota; Metazoa; Chordata; Actinopteri; Scatophagidae
Product: claudin-10-like
Exons: 5
Coding region: 2094-2813 (239 amino acids)
Biological process (GO): cell adhesion; bicellular tight junction assembly
Cellular component (GO): plasma membrane; bicellular tight junction
Molecular function (GO): structural molecule activity
Source: RefSeq, a predicted model, not a curated record